CAAGGUCUUCGCGCGAAGGCCACGCUAUAAAAUACGCGGCCCAGUCCGCCGCGAACGACACAGAACUUGCAGCCUUCGCAGUCGGCGCACAAACUUAGGGUUUCUGGUUUUCAAUUAGGGAAUCAGGGUUUGGCUUUUCAGUUUCAGGAUUAGUGUUUUCGUUUUCAAUUGCUCCUUUAUCAUUGCAACGCCCAUUUCUAGGGUUUUUCUCAUCUCUUUUGAGAUCGGCUCUGCGUUUUCAAUUGCUCCUUUAUCAUUUUAACGCCUAUUUCUAGGGCUUUUCUAAUCUCUUUUGAGAUCGGCUCCGAAGGGUAAGUUUGGGUUUGGAACUGAACCGUAUGUUUGAGACAAGGAGAUACGUACUGUUGGGUUAAUGUGCUUAGACCCAGUGUCCCUGCAUAUUGAUGAAGUUUAUUGAUUCUGGGAACUAUUCACUGAAGGAAGCUUGACUUGAAGAAAGGUUCUUGUUUGGCACUAAAAAUUACAAUUUGGAGUAGACAUCAUUGCUUAUUUGCCCCUGACUGUGGUUUACAAAGUCUGGCUUCCAUAAAGUUGGGUUUUAUUUAGAAGGAAUCUAAUUUUUUUGUGAAUUGGAAUUGAGAUGGUGAGUAGAGCAUUUUGCUUGAGAUUUAUGGAGAAGGAAAUGGAACCUGAUGGAAAAGAUCUUAAGGAGCCACUGCUACAGUAUUCACAGAGUACUGUGGUCCCUCUCAAUCAGCCACCUAUAAAUAAAAAUGAUGAUACAAGAACACUUGUUUUCAGAGUCAGAGGCAUUGAAUGUGCUUCUUGUGCCGUAUCCAUUGAAUCGGCAGCUAAAAUAUUAAGAGGGGUUCACAAUGUCUCAGUGUCACUCCUUCAAGGCAAGGUUCUCAUCAAUUAUGCCCCAAAGUUUGUGAAUGUGAAUGCAAUUCGAGAGGCCAUAGAAGAAUCAGGUUUUGAAUUAGAAGAGUUUGCUGAACAAGAUGCAGCAGUUUGUCGAAUUCAAAUCAAGGGAAUGACAUGUACUAGUUGCGCUGAAUCCAUUGAGCGAGCCCUUCACAAGGUUGAUGGAGUGAAGAAAGCAGUGGUCAGUUUUGCUCUUGAAGAAGCAAAGGUUCACUUCGAUCCUUACACCAUUGAUUCUGACCAUAUUGCUCAAGCUAUUGAAGAUGCUGGCUUUGAAGCUGAUCUUAUCAUCUCAGGCGAUGAAACGAAUAAAGUUCAUCUCAGACUUGAGGGCCUCACAUCACCCCAGGAAGCCACCCUCAUUCAAAGCGCGCUUGAAUAUGUGAUUGGUGUAAAUCAGGUAGAGAUGGAUCCAUCAGGAAACAAAGUGGCCGUAAUAUAUGAUCCAGAUCUUACUGGUCCAAGAUCCUUGAUACAAUGUGUUCAGGAAGCUGGUCAUGGCCCUUACUUCUAUAAAGCAAGUCUAUACACACCCCCUAGGCGAAGAGAAAUUGAGCGGCAAAAUGAAAUUCGCAUCUAUAAGAACCAGUUCCUCUGGAGCUCUGUGUUUUCAGUCCCUGUAUUUCUUUUCUCCAUGGUCUUCCCAAUGCUUCCUCCAUUUGAGGAAUGGUUGGGCACUAAACUCUACAACAUGCUUACCAUUGGGAUGGUUUUGAGAUGGUUCCUUUGCACUCCAGUGCAGUUCAUCAUCGGGCGAAGGUUUUACACUGGAGCUUAUCAUGCGCUCAAACGUGGAUCAGCCAACAUGGAUGUACUGGUUGCUUUGGGUACCAAUGCUGCUUACUUCUACUCGGUUUAUACUAUUAUAAAAGCGUUGACCUCAGUUUCAUUCCAAGGGCAGGAUUUCUUUGAAACCAGUGUUAUGUUGAUAUCUUUUAUUCUCUUGGGGAAGUAUUUGGAGGUGGUAGCAAAGGGGAAGACUUCUGAUGCAUUGGCAAAGCUUACGGAUCUUGCUCCGGAUACAGCAUUUUUGCUGAACUUGGAUGCUGAUGGGAAUGUGGUUUCUGAGAUGGAGAUCUGUACACAGUUGUUACAAAGGAAUGACGUAAUUAAAAUUGUCCCAGGAGCCAAAGUUCCAGUUGAUGGGGUCGUUAUAAGGGGUCAGAGCCACGUGAAUGAGAGCAUGAUAACAGGGGAGGCCAGACCAAUUGCCAAAAGACCAGGGGAUAAGGUUAUUGGUGGAACCAUAAAUGAGAAUGGAUAUUUAGUGGUGAAGGCCACUCAUGUUGGUUCUGAGACUGCAUUGUCUCAAAUUGUACAGCUUGUGGAAGCAGCUCAGAUGGCCAAGGCUCCUGUUCAGAAACUCGCUGAUCAGGUUUCAAAAUUCUUCGUCCCUUUGGUUGUAGUUGCAGCAUUUCUUACAUGGCUUGUUUGGUUCAUCUGUGGGGAGUUUCAUAUUUACCCAAAACAAUGGAUUCCAAAGGCCAUGGAUGGGUUUGAAUUGGCACUCCAGUUUGGGAUUUCAGUGCUGGUAGUUGCUUGCCCGUGUGCCCUUGGACUUGCGACCCCAACAGCAGUCAUGGUUGCGACAGGAAAGGGAGCGUCUCAAGGUGUUCUUAUCAAGGGUGGAAAUGCACUUGAGAAUGCACACAAGGUGAAAACUGUUGUUUUCGAUAAGACUGGGACUUUGACUGUGGGAAAACCGGUGGUGGUUAGUACAAAGCUCUUCUACAAUGUAGCAAUCCUGGAAUUCUGUGAGAUGGUUGCUGCUGUCGAGUCUAACAGCGAGCACCCUUUGGCAAAGGCUGUGGUGGAGCAUGCUAAAAGGCUUCGACAACAAUAUGGAACCGAUGCAAGCUUCAUGCCUGAAGUGACUGACUUUGAGACCCAUCCUGGAGCUGGGAUUAGGGGUGUGAUUGGUGGCAAAGAGGUUUUAGCUGGGAACAAGAAACUCAUGGCCACCUAUGGUGUCAUACUUAGCCAUGAGGUUGAGGAUUACUUGGCUGAAACCGAGCAAUUGGCUCGAACAAUUAUUCUUGUGGCUCUUGAAGGAAAGGUGGCUGGAUGCUUUGCUGUGAUGGACCCAGUGAAGCCUGAAGCUGCGCAGGUGGUGUCGUUCCUAAAGUCAAUGGGGAUUUCAAGCAUCAUGGUCACAGGAGACAAUUUCUCGACUGCGACUGCCAUAGCAAAGGAGGUUGGAAUUCCUAAGGUCUUUGCGGAGACGGAUCCUGUGGGCAAAGCUGAGAAAGUUAAGGAGCUACAGAUGAAAGGGAUCACAGUGGCAAUGGUGGGGGAUGGCAUAAACGAUUCGCCAGCGCUAGCAGCAGCCGACGUGGGGAUGGCAAUUGGUGCCGGCACCGACGUGGCAAUUGACGCAGCCGAUGUCGUCCUCAUGAAGAGCAGCCUAGAGGAUGUCAUAACAGCCAUUGAUCUCUCGAGGCGCACUCUCUCUAGAAUUCGACAAAAUUAUGUAUGGGCCCUCGGCUACAAUGUUCUUGGUAUGCCCAUUGCAGCAGGGAUAUUGUUCCCUUUCACAGGGAUCCGGCUUCCCCCAUGGCUUGCUGGUGCAUGCAUGGCUGCCUCAUCUCUAAGUGUUGUGUGCUCCUCUCUUUUGCUACAAUCAUAUAAGAAGCCCCUCAACUUCCAUGAAGACCAUGACCUCUCACGCUAUUCUAGCUCAGUUUGAGCGGGGUGGGUUUCAUAUGUACAUUAAUGUUGGUACUUGCUUCAAAUUGCUGUUGUAGAACUAGUUUGCUCAUUGUUUGAAGCAGAAAGCAAGCUUCAUUUCCAUUUGUUUGAUGAAGAAAGCAAGCUUCUUUUCCAUUUCCAUA
Messenger RNA from Amborella trichopoda, 3716 nucleotides. NCBI's taxonomy places the organism in Eukaryota, Viridiplantae, Streptophyta, Magnoliopsida, Amborellales, Amborellaceae. The record is from RefSeq and is a predicted model, not a curated record.